Molecule: messenger RNA, 960 nt
Organism: Pomacea canaliculata
Lineage: Eukaryota; Metazoa; Mollusca; Gastropoda; Architaenioglossa; Ampullariidae
Product: cubilin-like
Exons: 6
Coding region: 1-960 (319 amino acids)
Source: RefSeq, a predicted model, not a curated record
AUGUUGAGGAUAUUACUGUUAAUCUCCGGUCUUAGAGCCGUGCAGAGCGCCUCGUGUGCCUUGGGAAGUGAUGUUAUUAAGCUCAGGUCAUGGAGCGGAGGCUUUCAGAGUCCUGGGUGGGCCGAGAAUUUGUAUCCGAACGACCAGCAGUGUCAGUGGGACAUUCAGGUCAGCCAGGGCAGCCGGGUCAACCUGACGUUCAAAUCAUUCAGCCUGGAGGAAGGUGUCUACAGAAACAGUCCUCCGACCAGCACAAAGAUCUGCAGGGACGUAGUCAAGAUUGCAGACGACACCAAUGUCCUGUUUUCGGGCUGUGGGACAGACGGGGACGGAAUGUCUUUCUUGUCUUCAGGAAACAAUAUGACGAUCAUUUUCCAUGCGGACGAGAGCCUAAACGAACAAGGGUUUGAGGCUUUCUACGAAGGAGUAUGCGAAAGGAACAUCACCAGUAACAUGGUCCUAGAGUCCCCGGGAUUUCCAGACUCUCCUCCAGACAAUGUGACAUGUCAAUGGACUGUGGAAUCAAACCAGUCUGCACUCAUACUCAUCCGACCGCCAGAAGACGAGCUGCAGCGAUUUCCAGAGUGCAACGAUUCGUCCAUCAAAUGGGAGUCGAGUUCACUAGCACCGGACAGCCCGCUCCAAACCAAAGCGCUGUGCCGGACUGACUCGGUGGCUUUGUCGCUGAACAAUGUCGUCCUGACCUAUGAACCUAAGGCAUCAGACUUGGCAUGGAUUGGCCGCCUCGAAAUAAAGUACACAAACAGCGGGGACUGCAAGGACUUCUGCACCCAGAACAUCCAGGAAUGUCUGUCGCCACGUGUCGUUGCCUAUGACUACCGCUGCAUCUGCAAGUGCGGUUACCACGGGGUUAACUGUGAAGUGUACGAAGACCCAUGUGUCGCCAAGAACUGUAGCGGGAGCUGUACCGUCGUCGGCACAGGCAGCGACUUUGAGUAA